Messenger RNA from Mollisia scopiformis, 2697 nucleotides. RefSeq names its product alpha-glucuronidase A. The record is from RefSeq and is a predicted model, not a curated record. The coding region runs from base 138 to 2651 and encodes 837 amino acids. Lineage: Eukaryota; Fungi; Ascomycota; Leotiomycetes; Helotiales; Mollisiaceae. Gene Ontology annotation, molecular function: alpha-glucuronidase activity. Gene Ontology annotation, cellular component: extracellular region. The transcript has a single exon. Gene Ontology annotation, biological process: xylan catabolic process.
CCUCAACAUCACGCUUUCACUAUACGUGGGAAUACGUUUAUUAAAUCUUCCGAACAUAACCAUGGCUCUUCUGUCUUCAUAUAAAUGAAUGGAGCUCGAGUCGGGACGAACAGGACUUUCGCAGGUGUCAAAAAAUCAUGAUGCGAGCCCUUCUGUUAUUCUUAACUCUUGGAGUCGCUUCCGCGGAGGAUGGCUUGGCUGCGUGGCUACGAUACGCUCCGCUACCUGGAGUUGCCAAGUCUGAGGGCUCAAUUCCAUCAAACAUUGUGGCUCUCAAUGCGACGACAACCAGCCCCGUCUAUACAGCGGGGUUGGAGCUACAGAAAGGAAUUCAAGGCAUCUUUGGCAAACAAGUAUCCAUCACUCAUCAGAGUAUCGAAUCACUUUCAACCGUCGUGGUUGGGACCGUUGAUGCUUAUGCUCAAGAAUAUGGCCUCGAUGACGACGACACAGCAGACCUCGAGGCGGAUGGUUUCUGGCUCAGUACGUUAAACGGCACAAUUCAGAUUCUUGGACAAAAUGAAAGAGGGGCUCUUUACGGCGCCUUUGAAUACCUGUCAAUGCUUGCUCAAGGAAACUUCUCCCAGGUGUCCUACAUAUCCAAUCCCAAUGCUCCAAUACGCUGGGUCAACCAGUGGGACAAUAUGGAUGGGAGUAUCGAACGUGGAUAUGGUGGUCCGUCCAUUUUCUUUCAAAAUGGUCUCAUCGUCAACGAUCUGAGUCGCGCGGAGGAUUAUGCACGUCUUCUAGCUUCUGUACGCAUCAAUGGUGCAAUCAUUAAUAACGUCAAUGCCAAUGCUUCCCUUCUCACGCCGCAGAAUAUUGCUGGACUUAAACGGGUCGCAGAUGUGUUUCGGCCCUAUGGCGUUCAGCUGGGAAUCUCGCUCAACUUCGCAUCGCCACAGUUAUUAGGCAAUUUGAGCACUUUUGAUCCACUCGAUGCUUCAGUAAUUGAUUGGUGGACGAACAUCACGGACCAGAUCUAUGAAGCAGUCCCAGAUAUGGCGGGAUACCUCGUGAAGGCUAAUUCGGAAGGGCAACCAGGCCCGAUAACCUACAAUCGCACGCUUGCCCAAGGAGCGAAUCUCUUCGCCAAAGCUCUUCAACCCUAUGGAGGGGUUGCGAUGUUCCGUGCUUUCGUCUACAACCAACUCAAUGAGUCUGACUGGCGAGCUGAUCGAGCCAAUGCUGCAGUUCAGUUCUUCAAGGAUCUGGAUGGACAAUUUGAUGAUAACGUGGUUGUCCAAAUCAAAUACGGACCAAUCGAUUUCCAAGUCCGAGAACCAACUUCGCCUUUAUUCGCCAACCUGCUUCAGACAAACACGGCUAUUGAGCUUGAGGUUGCUCAAGAAUACCUAGGUCAACAAUGUCACCUUGUGUACCUUGCCCCGCUUUGGAAGACUGUCCUGGAUUUUGAUCUCAAAGUUGACAAUCAGUCGUCUGUCGUCAGCGACAUCAUUUCUGGUAAACGCUUUAAUCGCCCCCUGGGUGGUUCAGCAGCAGUUGUGAAUGUUGGAACCAAUAACACUUGGCUUGGUAGCCAUCUUGCUAUGUCUAACCUCUACGCGUACGGCCGUCUUGCAUGGGCACCAACCCAGGAUCCCGAAGCUAUCCUCCAAGAUUGGACUCGUCUCACAUUCAGUCGCGAUCCAACAGUUCUCCGCGCCAUCACACAAAUGUCAAUGGAAUCUUGGCCAGCGUACGAGAACUACAGCGGAAAUCUCGGAGUCCAGACGUUGACGGAUAUCCUCUACACGCACUUCGGACCAAAUCCUCAAUCAAUGGAUAACAACGGUUGGGGACAGUGGACUCGAGCUGACCACUUGACCAUCGGAAUGGAUCGCACAGUCUCAAACGGCACGGGUUUUGCAGGCCAAUAUCCACCAGAGAUCGCAGCUAUGUACGAAGAUCCCUCGACGACCCCUGAUGACCUUUUACUGUGGUUUCAUCACGUGAAUUAUACACACGUCUUGCAUUCAGGAAAGACUGUCAUCCAGCAUUUCUACGACGCACAUUACAAUGGUUCUGCGGUGGCGCAGACCUUCGUUCCGUUAUGGGAGAGCUUGAAAGGGAAGAUUGAUGAUCAACGCUACAACCAUGUCUUGUUCAGGCAAGAAUACCAGGCAGGACACUCGAUCGUGUGGCGCGACGCGAUCAGCAACUUCUAUCACAACCUAUCUGGGAUCCCAGAUACCGAAAACAGAGUGGGAAACCACCCUUGGAGAAUCGAAGCCGAGAGUAUGAGUCUGGCCGGAUAUAAACCGUAUCAGGUCUCUCCGUUCGAAAUGGCGAGCAACUACACCGCCAUUGUAACACUGACGAACAGUACUGUUGGAACCGCUGACACGACCUUGAAUUUUCCAGACGGAAAAUACGACGUUGGUGUGAAUUAUUUCGAUCUAAUUGGCGGUAUCUCGCGUUGGGAUGUCUCUCUUAAUAACAACAGUAUUGCGUCAUGGACGGGGAAUCUAGAGAACGUGCUAGGCCAUGCUCCAAGUAUAUAUCUUGAUGGCCACUCGGCGACUCGGAAGACGAUCCGUGGUGUGCAGGUUAAGAAAGGAGAUGUGUUGAAGAUUGUCGGGACGCCGAAUGGGAUCGAACCGGCGCCUUUGGAUUACGUUGUGUUCCUGCCUGAGGGCGUUCUGGACUAAAAUCGAUAUUGAACAUCUUAUGUUGUAUAUAAAGAGUAUACUUGCG